AUGGACCUUUCCCCGCUGGCGAUGGUGAGCCCCUGCGACUGCACCGUCUCCGUCUUGGGGGAGGUUUGCGGCGACAGAGUCCCUCAACUAAUGUACUGCGUGCUGCACCUGGCCCCACACCACUACCACCACUUCCACGCCCCCUGCGACUUCACCCAAACUGUGCGGAGGCACAUGCAUGGAGAGUGUUUGCCGGUCUUCAGGUCUUUCCUUUCCAAGUUCAACGACAUAUUUAGCGUUCAAGAAAGAGUUGUCCUCAGCGGCUGUUGGAAAGGAGGGGCUCUUCACAUUGCUGCUGUUGCUGCUUGCAAUGUGGGAGAUAUUCGCCUUGAUAGAGAACCUGACUUGAGGACGAACCAAGACCGCGUGGUGCUGAGGCACUUGGGAGGAGACGUGGACAUCCGCACAUACAGAGGCAAACCCUAA
Messenger RNA from Eimeria necatrix, 426 nucleotides. RefSeq names its product phosphatidylserine decarboxylase proenzyme, putative. Lineage: Eukaryota; Apicomplexa; Conoidasida; Eucoccidiorida; Eimeriidae. Gene Ontology annotation, biological process: phosphatidylethanolamine biosynthetic process. Bases 1 to 426 code for a protein of 141 amino acids. The record is from RefSeq and is a predicted model, not a curated record. Gene Ontology annotation, cellular component: mitochondrion. The transcript is spliced from 5 exons. Gene Ontology annotation, molecular function: phosphatidylserine decarboxylase activity.